UCUACUUUAUGCAGCUGCAGGAUACAAAGGGGCGGGACUGAGGUAGACUCCUGUCUCAAACUUGUGCUAUGGCUGCAGCGGUGUGGACUGAUCGGGGACGGAGGGCUGUGACUGUAGUGGGGACAGCGACGAGAUCCAGUCACACAGCUUUAAAAUCCCAGUAUGACGCAGUGGUCAUCGGAGGAGGACACAAUGGACUGGUGGCAGCUGCAUAUCUUCAGAAGGGAGGACUGAAGACAGCAGUGCUGGAGCGCAGAUAUGUGCUGGGAGGAGCAGCUGUCUCAGAGGAACACUUCCCUGGUUUCCACUUCUCCAGGUGCUCCUAUGUGCUUAGUUUAUUAAGACCUCACAUACACACAGACUUGGAACUUAAGAAACAUGGGCUGAAGGUGUAUAUGAGGGACCCCAAUUCUUUCACCCCCAUGUUGGAGGAGGGGGUGGGAGGUGCCCCACCAAGGUCUCUCACCCUGGGCUCAGAUAUGGCCAUGAAUCAGAGGGAGAUGGGCAAGUUCUCACAGAAGGAUGCUAAGGUCUUCACUCUCACUUAUUCUGUGACUCUGGCAACUCUGGCUACUGAUGGUGUGGUAGGAGCCAUGACCAGUCCAAGUAAUCCUGGUAGUGGGUAUGUGCUCUUGCACCAUGUGAUGGGAGAGUUGGAGAAGGAGAAGGGAGCAUGGGGUUAUGUGGAGGGAGGCAUGGGAGGCAUGUCUCGCGCUAUUGCUAACUCUGCUCGAUCCUACGGUGUAGACAUUUUCACUGAGAAGGAUGUAGGACAGGUCCUGGUCGGUUCAGAAGGUGCUGCCAAGGGAGUGGUGCUAAAGGACGGCACAGAGAUCCACAGUAAAGUUGUUUUAUCAAACGCUAUGCUGUAGGUCACCUUCAAGAACCUCACGCCACAGGCUGCUCUUUCUCCAGAGUUCAUCAAAGCUGUAGAUCAGAUAGACUACACCUCCCCUGUCACCAAGAUCAACGUGGCAGUGGACAAGCUACCAAACUUCUUAGCAUCUCCCACACCAGAUAAUAAACCUGGACCCCACCAUCAGUGCUCCAUUCAUCUCAACUGUGAAAGCGUGGAGGUACUGGAGACUGCAUACAAAGAGGCCAUGAAUGGACGUCCCUCAGGUAGACCCAUGGUGGAGAUGCACAUUCCCUCUGUGUUGGAUCCUACUCUGGCUCCCCCUGGCUGCCACGUGGUGUCACUGUUCACCCAGUUCACCCCAUUCCACAUAGACUGCAAUGAUUGGACAGACCAGGACAGGGAAGCCUACGCAGACACAGCAUUUGACUGGGUGGAGCAAUACGCCCCUGGUUUUAAACAGUCGGUGGUGGGGAGGGACAUCCUGACUCCACCUGACCUGGAGAGGAUCUUUGGGCUCACUGGAGGGAAUGCUUUACCCUCGCUGUCAGACUACUGUUCACCAAUCAAAGGGCUGUAUAUGUGUGGCAGCAGCGCUCAUCCAGGUGGUGGUGUGAUGGGUUCUCCUGGCUGGAACGCAGCACUCACCGUCAUGGCUGACAUGAAACGUCGCUGAAAUGUGACAGCAUCAGCGUGUGGUCUGCUUGUCAGCGUGCAAUAUCUCUUUUGUCUCAGUCAGUCACUCCUGUUAUCAAACACUCGUGCAAUACUGCCACACUAAAUCCUAUUGCGACAUCACUUAUGAAGUCAUCGAACUGAGCCAGCAGAAAAUAACUGAUACCAGAACAUCAUUAAUGUUGAUGAC
Molecule: messenger RNA, 1721 nt
Organism: Epinephelus lanceolatus (giant grouper)
Lineage: Eukaryota; Metazoa; Chordata; Actinopteri; Perciformes; Serranidae
Source: RefSeq, a predicted model, not a curated record